AUGCAAAACCCAACCCUAUCAACCACAACAACCUACCUAACCUGCUCAACCUGCCACACAAACCUCUGCUUCACCUCCUCCGUAAUCUCCAAAGGUUUCACGGGUCGUCACGGAAGAGCAUACUUAGUCUCCUCCCUCCUCCCCACGAACAUAAUCCACGGUAAACCCACAAGUAGGGCAUUACAAACCGGUGCUCACACCGUCAGCGAUAUCAGCUGUAAGAUCUGUGGGAGUAAUCUGGGUUGGAAGUAUAUCUAUGCCGAGGAACGGGCGCAGAGGUAUAAAGUUGGGAAAUAUAUUUUGGAAACUGGAAGGGUUCGGAAGGUUAAUUAUUGGGAUGGGAGGGUUGGUGAUGGGUUGGAUGAACAUGGGAGGAGGAAAGGUGAAAAGAAGGGGAAUGGUAAUGGGAAGGUCGGGUGGGAACCUGGAUGGGAGGAUUUGGGGGACGACGAUGGUGAUGGGGAGGGGGUUGAAGUCGAUUUGGCGGAUGAAGAGGAGUUGGAGGCUAUGUUUGCGGGUAAUUGGAAUAAGGAUAAAGCGCUGAGGAGGAGGGAGAGGAGGAGGCUGGCUGAGGAGGCGAGGAGGAAGGUUGAUUCUAAUGUUUGA
Orbilia oligospora ATCC 24927 is the source of this 606-nucleotide messenger RNA. RefSeq lists its product as uncharacterized. Lineage: Eukaryota; Fungi; Ascomycota; Orbiliomycetes; Orbiliales; Orbiliaceae. The transcript has a single exon. The record is from RefSeq and is a predicted model, not a curated record. Bases 1 to 606 code for a protein of 201 amino acids.